AGCAGACUGCAGUCAGUGGAAUCAGGCUUUGAACACGUUAUAUCGCCGAGGAGCGGACAAAUUACUUUUCUUACUAUCUUUCGCCAUUACUGAGGACUUCAUAAAGUCUCACUGUGUUGUAUAACGUUAUUACAGCGGUGACUUUUCGGAUUUUCCCUUUCUUUCUGGCUGUGGAGAACGUGUAAAAAUACAGCUAGUUUUCACAAUGGCGACAGCAGCAGUAUCUGCCAGUGCUGGCAGCGGCCCCAACCCCGGAUCUGGCGCUGAGUUAGUCCGAGGACAGGCCUUCGAUGUCGGCCCUCGCUACCACAAUCUCUCCUAUAUUGGCGAAGGCGCUUAUGGAAUGGUGUGCUCUGCGUAUUGCCGUGACAACAAGGUCCGCGUGGCGAUAAAGAAGAUCAGUCCGUUUGAGCACCAGACAUACUGCCAGAGGACUCUGAGAGAGAUUAAGAUCCUGCUGCGUUUCAAACAUGAGAACAUCAUCAGCAUCAACGACAUCAUCCGCAUGCCCUCCAUCCACCAGAUGAAGGACGUGUAUCUUUUACAGCAGGAACCUUAUUUAUCAUGGUGUCAUCCGCACCUAGUCAGACUUGGUUACACCAAGUCUAUUGAUAUCUGGUCUGUGGGCUGCAUCCUGGCUGAAAUGCUCUCCAAUCGACCCAUCUUCCCCGGGAAGCACUACCUGGACCAGCUCAACCACAUACUGGGUAUCCUAGGGUCUCCUUCCCAGGAGGAUCUGAACUGCAUCAUCAACAUCAAGGCCAGGAACUACCUGCUGUCUCUCCCGCUGCGCUGCAAGGUUCCCUGGAACCGCCUCUUCCCCAACGCUGACCCCAAAGCUCUGGACCUGCUGGACAAGAUGUUGACCUUUAACCCCCACAAGAGGAUCGAGGUGGAGGAGGCUCUGGCUCACCCUUACCUGGAGCAGUACUACGAUCCUACAGAUGAGCCUGUAGCCGAGGCUCCCUUCAAGUUUGACAUGGAGCUGGAUGAUCUCCCCAAAGAGACCCUGAAGGAGCUGAUCUUUGAAGAGACGGCACGCUUUAACACAGUCUGCAGGUCCUAACCUAUAGAACCAGAUCAGACUCUGGACUCUCCUCUCCUCGUUGUGUGCUCUGGUUCCUCCUGUCUUCAGCAAUGCCUGUAUACUCCCCCCCCGCCUUCCUCAGUCAGACCACCAUGCUCAGGAACGGGUUUCAGGAAUCAAUCUGUCCUUUCUCCCUCUAUCCCUCCCCUCUCUCCCUACGGGGUGAGGAGGGUCACAUGUUGGCUUACUGUUGAUCUUUCCUCUAUCCCCCCACCCACUCCUCACUGCCUACGGGGGACUAUUGGAAAGCACUAUAUUGGGAAUAGGGCUCUGGUCUAAAGUAGUGCACUAUAUAGGGAAUAGGGCUCUGGUCUAAAGUAGU
Salvelinus namaycush (lake trout) is the source of this 1409-nucleotide messenger RNA. Its product is annotated as mitogen-activated protein kinase 1-like. Gene Ontology annotation, cellular component: cytoplasm; nucleus. The coding region runs from base 206 to 1066 and encodes 286 amino acids. The transcript is spliced from 6 exons. The record is from RefSeq and is a predicted model, not a curated record. NCBI's taxonomy places the organism in Eukaryota, Metazoa, Chordata, Actinopteri, Salmoniformes, Salmonidae. Gene Ontology annotation, biological process: protein phosphorylation; intracellular signal transduction. Gene Ontology annotation, molecular function: ATP binding; protein serine/threonine kinase activity.